Messenger RNA from Arachis duranensis, 1275 nucleotides. RefSeq lists its product as uncharacterized. Bases 1 to 1275 code for a protein of 424 amino acids. The transcript is spliced from 2 exons. Lineage: Eukaryota; Viridiplantae; Streptophyta; Magnoliopsida; Fabales; Fabaceae. The record is from RefSeq and is a predicted model, not a curated record. Gene Ontology annotation, molecular function: zinc ion binding; nucleic acid binding.
AUGGCAAAGCAGAAGGCUGUUGUGCUCAUUUAUGGUGACUGGGAUGAGUCUUAUAACGAGCUCCCAAGGUGGGUGUUAGGAGUGCAGGUGAUGAUGCCUGGUUCUAUUGCAGUUCUUCGGACUAGCCCUGUUCGAGUUGGGGGACAGCUGGACGAAUCUAAGGCAUACUUUCACAGACUGUUCUGGACUUUUCCACCGUGUAUCGAGGCAUUUCGUCAUUACAAGCCGUUGGUUAGUAUUAAUGGGACCCAUCUAUAUGGCAAGUAUGGGGGUACUCUGCUUGUUGCGAUUGCACAGGACGGGAACUCCAACAUACUCCCUGUUGCAUUUGCACUAGUUGAGGGCAUAACGGCAUACCGAGCUUUCUGCAUUCAUCACGUAGCAGCAAAUUUUGCCCUCACCUUCAAGGGUAAAGACGCAAGGAGGCUUCUCAUGAAUGCUGCCUAUGCUAAAAUAGGGGUCGAGUUUCAUUACUGGUUUGAUAUUCUUCGCUCUGAGGAUCCGGCGAUGUGUGAUUGGGCAAACCGGAUUGAGUAUUCAUUGUGGACACAGUAUUGCGAUGAGGGCCGGAGAUUCGGUCACAUGACGACGAAUAUAUCUGAGUGUGUGAAUUCAUUCCUCAAGGGUGUGAGGAACCUUCCUGUAUGCUCCUUGGUGAAAGCAACGUAUGGUCGGUUGGCCGAACAUUUUGUACGCAAGGGGAGAGAGGUGCAGGCCCAGCUGGGUACCGGACAACAAUUCAGUCAACACCUUGUUAAAUGUAUCGAGGCCAACUUGAAGACGGCAAGGUGCUUCACAGUUACUUUGUAUGACAGGGACAACUUGGAGUACACGGUCGUAGAGACCACUCCUACUGGUUCUUUCUCCCUUGGUAGCUACAGGGUCUCACUCGGAUCUCAGACAUGUGAUUGCGGAUACUUCCAAGAACUUCAUUUCCCUUGUCCGCACGCACUGGCAUGCUGUGCCUUCUCACGAGUCACUUGGCACUCCUACGUCCACCCUGUUUAUCGACUCAGUAACGUUUUCAGUGUUUAUCAGAUGGGAUUCAGACCUCCAAUCCCAGAGGGUUUCUGGCCACCAUAUGAUGGGCUGACGGUAAUACCGGACCCAAACAAGAGGCGUGCAAGGGAGGGUCAUCCCAGGUCUACUCGGAUACGGACGAACAUGGACGAGGCAGAUCCAAACCGGCCUAAGAGAUGCGGGUUAUGUCGGCAACCCGGACACACUCGUCGAAACUGUCCACAGGUCGGAGGUAGCCAGGGAGGACAGUCAUAG